Molecule: messenger RNA, 4238 nt
Organism: Pseudophryne corroboree (corroboree frog)
Lineage: Eukaryota; Metazoa; Chordata; Amphibia; Anura; Myobatrachidae
Gene: TMLHE
Product: trimethyllysine hydroxylase, epsilon
Exons: 8
Coding region: 203-1468 (421 amino acids)
Biological process (GO): carnitine biosynthetic process
Cellular component (GO): mitochondrion
Molecular function (GO): iron ion binding; trimethyllysine dioxygenase activity
Source: RefSeq, a predicted model, not a curated record
UAGUGAUUUGCCGUUUCCAGACCGUUACUGCCGCUGUCGGAAAACUACAACUCCCACAAUGCACAGCUUCGAGAACUGUGAGAAGUACAGUUGAAAGAAACAUCAACAGGCACUUUCUCCUCCUUCUGACAGACCACCGCUGAUUUACCGAGACACAUUAUUCCGCUCAUCCUGCUCUGAUGCCACUCUCUCCUGGAACAACAUGUGGUGUCGCAGGCUGGCACGGCUCUAUCCAGGAACCAGGGGGCUGCUCACCAAGGGAGCUAGAGGACCGCUUCGCUGGUCACCCAGAUUCCAUGAGUCUGCUUCAUUAGUGACCCGAUGGCUCAGCACAGCCCCAGAUGUUCAGGAGUGCUCCUGGGUCCUGCACAGAGAUCACUUUGAACUGGUGUACUCUGGCACCUGUAUGCGUUUCGACUACGUCUGGCUGCGUGAUCACUGUCGUUCAGCUUCUUGUUACAAUACCAAAACCAACCAACGCAGUUUGGACACAGCCAGUGUGGAGUUGGACAUCAAACCUGCAACCGUCCGAGUAGAUGAGACCACCCUAUACCUAACAUGGCCAGAUGGCCACAUGACUCGCUAUGGCUUGGACUGGUUGUCACAGAAUAGUUAUGAAGGACAGAAGCAGCAACUUGUGCAGCCUCGGAUAUUAUGGAAUGCGAAGAUCUACCGGGAGGCAGACGUACCAGCAGUCAGCUGCUCAGAGUUCCUAGAGACAGACGAGGGGCUGAGAGAUUUUCUGUAUAACUUCCUGCUGUAUGGUAUUGCCUUUGUUGAUGAUGUUCCAGCCACCCGGGAAGACACAGAGCGAGUGGCGGAGAGAAUCAGCCAUAUACGAGAGACUAUUUAUGGUAAAAUGUGGGAUCUCAAGUCUGACUUCUCGAGAGGAGACACAGCGUAUACUAAACUAGCCCUAGACCGACACACGGAUACCACCUACUUCCAGGAGCCGUGUGGUAUGCAGCUCUUCCAUUGUCUGCGGCAUGACGGCACCGGGGGGCGCACCCUGCUGGUAGAUGGCUUCUAUGCCUCUGAACAAGUCCGUCAGCUUCACAGAGAACAUUUUGACCUGCUCUGCAACGUUCCGAUGAAACAUGAAUACAUUGAGAAUACAGGAAGAAGUCACAAUCACAUGGUGGGGAUCGGGCCGGUAUUAAAUGUUUAUCCAUGGAAUAAAGAGCUUUAUAUGAUUAGGUACAACAACUAUGAUCGCGCUGUAAUCAAUACAGUCCCUUAUGACAUAGUGCGGCGCUGGUAUACUGCGCACCGCACCCUGACCAGCGAGCUCAGGAGGCCGGAGAAUGAGCUGUGGGUGAAACUGAAACCAGGCAAGGUACUGUUUGUUGAUAACUGGAGGGUACUGCAUGGACGGGAGUCCUUUACAGGCUUUAGACAACUUUGCGGAUGCUACCUUACUCGGGAUGAUGUGCUGAACACCGCACGGUUACUGGGCCUGAAAGCCUGAUCAGCAGAAGUUUUCACACCAGUGUACCUCCAGAGCCAUUUAACCAAAGUGUAUGGAUAUCGGAAGGUCAUUUUUCCCGCCACAAUGUGAUGGAUCCUCAGGCUUGUGUCAACACAUUUUAGCAAGAUGCUCGACGCGUUUUCCUCCUUUUGUCUAUAUAGGAACAAUUCAUUCUGCCAUAAACUCUUCAUUUUUAAUCUUUUAUCAUUUUAGUCUUUGAACUAUAAUUGUUCGUCUUUAUCACAUAAGAAAGAUAAAUGUAAUGUACUUUUUACACAGUGUUCUAAUCAUGUGCAUUUGAAAACAGACUAGGCCUCGGAGGACAGUGCUUUUGGUAAAAGUUGCAGAAGCUCAGUUGAUUGCUGCCAAUCUGCAGUUCAGUUGUAAAAUGAAAUAUACAUUUUUUUUGACAUUCGUCUCCAUUCAGGAGAAUAAGCAUAUAUAGUUUUAAUGUUUCAUGUAAUAAAGUGCUUUUAUAGCUACAUCAAAGUCCACUGUCUAUUCUGUUAUGCUCCAUUAAAUGUUUACUUGUCACUCUAGAACUGUUGUAUACAGACCUGGCAACGGGGUGGUGGGGGGGGGCUGGGGGGGGGGGGGGGAACAAAGGUUACAUGGCCCUGAGGUUCAAGGAGCCCAACGAUCAGGGAUGCAAAAACAUGGGGCUACAGUGCCAAUAUUGCUAUUUAAACUGUAUGCUCCAGCGAUAUCAGUGUACCCAGCCCCAAGAUUUCUGUUGCUGACCCUAACCCAGACCCCUAAACAAACCCUAAUGCCUAAACCCUAAAGGGCAGUCUGGAUGGACCAUGUGGUUCUUAUCUGCUGUAAAAUUGUAUGUUUUUAUGUAUAUGGGGGUAAUUCCAAGUUGAUCGCAGCAGGAAUUUUGUUAGCAGUUGGACAAAACCAUGUGCACUGCAGGGGAGGCAGAUAUAACGUGCAGAGAGAGUUAGAUUUGGGUGGGUUAUUUUGUUUCUGUGCAGGGUAAAUACUGGCUGCUUUAUUUUUACACUGCAAAUUAGAUUGCAGAUUGAACACACCACACCCAAAUCUAAAGGUGUGUACACACGGUGAGAUUUUUCCUUAAGAUUUUGACUAUAUAGUCAAAAUCGUAAGAAAAGUUAGUGCAGAUCGCAAGGUGAAAGUCACCUUGCGAUCCCGAUGCGCGGUCCCGCCAGGUCGGCAUCGCAAGAAAAGAUAGGCUGUGCAGGCAAGUCAAUCCUUGCUAGAUCGGUGUCCUAUCUAGUUCAUCUCACAUGUCAAUGACAUCUCACAUAAGCCAAAAUCGUAAGCACACAUAGUCCAUAUCUCAAGAAAAGUUAGUCAAAAUCUGUCCUAUCUGGCCUCUGGGGAGUUCAAGGGAAAUCGCAAGUAAAAAUAGGACAUAGCAAGGAUCUCACCGUGUGUACACACCCUAACUCUCUCUGCACAUGUUAAAUCUGCCUCCCCUGCAGUGCACAUUGGCCCUCAUUCCGAGUUGUUCGCAGCAGUUCAUCGCACCGCAAACGGCAAAAAUUUGCAAACUGCGCAUGCGCGAAAGCAGAAAUGCGCGUGCGCAAAGGGAGCGAUACGACGCUUGUGCAAAAUUACUAACUGAAAAUCAGCUCGUACUACACCACCGAAAACAGGGAGUGACGGAGGCGUGACAGAGGCUCGGCUUCGCUAUCUAAUGAAAUGGGCGUGAAAGUGGGCGGCUAGUGUGGGAGUAGGCAACCGGCAGUAGGCGUGUUUUGUGCAGAAAUGCGUAUCCGAUGGUAAAAUGUACACAAAUGUUCGCUAUCUUGUCGCAGCCGAGGACUAAGUCUGCAGCUACUCAGCACUUGUGAAGUACUGUUACAAGUGUGUCUGCCCUAAUUAGCAAUUAAUUUGCCAAUGAAUUCACCUGUUGACCAAUUACUUGGCAAACACUGCUCUUACAAAAUACUACAAACAGCAAUUGUAUGGCCACAUAACAUUUUUAUUGUUAGCACCUAUAAAUCUGACACACUCACAAAUAAUGCAUUGUAUUUUUUUUUUUAAAUACUUUGAUGUUAAAUGCAUGUUUUAAUUAUUUGUUUAAUACUAUCAAAUGUAAUCAAGUGUGAAUAAACCAACUUAUAAACUACAUCAGCUAAAUCUUCUCGACAGACAUAUUCCUUUGUACAUACCAAAUAACAUGAACAAUAUAAUGCAGCCUACACUUAUGGGCCCUACACAUUUAACGAGGUGCCGCCGAGAUGCCCGACGGCCGAUACGGCCGACGGGCGACCCGGCGGCGGGGGGGCAGUGACGGGGGGAGUGAAGUUUCUUCACUCCCCCCGUCACCCGGCUCCGUAGACUUGCAGGCAAAUAUGGACGAUCUCGUCCAUAUUGGCCUGCAUGCACAGCCGACAUGUCCCCAGCGAUGAACGAGCGCGGGGCCGCGCAUCGUUCUUCGCUGGUGACUCCACACUGCACGAUAUGAACGUUAUCUCGUUCAUAUCGUGCAGAAAGAUCGGCAUGUGUGUAGGGCCUAUUAAUGUUACUUAAUACAAUUUUUUUGUAUUUUGUGGGAAUAUGUGUCCAUAUCUAAUACUAUGCCAUGUUGCCCCUAGUAACCCAAGUUCCUAAUUUUUUUGUUUUUUUUUAUAUGGCCACUUAAGUGUUGUGCAAGGCAUACAUGUUUUAUAUUUUAAUAUGCAAUGUUUGUAUGAAUAUUCUGAUUGUUCCCUUGUUCCAGAAAUGUCAAUAUGCCAUGUUAAAGUUUACAGGGCACAGUUUUCCAUAGUGCAUAACCUUUAAUAAAACACACAAACAA